CUUGGUGGAAGUCCAGGAAUACUCAAUAAUCAUGGAUUUCAGGUGCAACAGCAGCAACAGAGACGGCUGUCGCUACAUGAAUACUUGAGCAUGGGACUGUUGCAGGAGGCUGGCAUUGCUGUCCCACACGGACUAGUUGCCAAGACACCAGACGAAGCUUACAAAAUAGCGAAAGAAAUAGGUUCAAAGGAUCUUGUGGUAAAAGCACAGGUUUUAGCUGGUGGUAGAGGAAAAGGAACAUUUGAAGGUGGCCUCAAAGGAGGAGUGAAAAUAGUUUUUUCUCCAGAAGAAGCAAAAGACAUCUCCUCCAAAAUGAUUGGAAAGAAGUUGUUUACCAAGCAGACAGGAGAACAAGGCAGGAUAUGCAAUCAAGUAUUUAUCUGUGAGCGCAAAUAUCCCAGGAGAGAAUACUAUUUUGCAAUAACAAUGGAAAGAUCUUUUCAAGGUCCUGUGCUGAUAGGCAGCUCUCAGGGUGGUGUUAAUAUUGAAGAUGUCGCUGCAGAGAAUCCUGAUGCGAUAAUUAAGGAACCCAUUGAUAUAGUAGAAGGCAUAAAAAAGGAGCAAGCUGUUAGGCUUGCCCAAAAAAUGGGAUUUCCUCCUAAUCUGGUGGAUGAAGCAGCUGAAAAUAUGAUCAAAUUAUAUAAUCUCUUUCUGAAAUAUGAUGCUACUAUGAUAGAAAUAAAUCCUAUGGUGGAAGAUGCAUCAGGAGUUGUGAUGUGUAUGGAUGCGAAGAUAAACUUUGACAGCAAUUCAGCCUAUCGUCAGAAGAAGAUCUUUGAUAUGCAGGAUUGGACACAGGAAGAUCAAAGAGACAGGGAUGCUGCAAAAGCAGAUCUCAACUAUAUCGGCCUGGAUGGAAACAUAGGCUGCUUAGUCAAUGGUGCUGGUUUAGCUAUGGCUACAAUGGAUAUAAUUAAACUUCACGGCGGAACUCCAGCAAACUUCCUUGAUGUUGGUGGUGGUGCUACAGUGCAGCAAGUGACAGAAGCCUUUAAGCUUAUUACCUCUGAUAAAAAGGUACUGGCUAUUCUAGUAAAUAUUUUUGGUGGCAUUAUGCGCUGUGAUGUGAUAGCACAAGGCAUCGUUAUGGCGGUAAAGGAUUUGGAGCUAAAAAUACCUAUUGUGGUACGGUUGCAAGGUACACGAGUUGAUGAUGCUAAAGCUUUAAUAACUGCUAGUGGCCUCAAAAUUCUUGCAUGUGAUGACUUGGAUGAAGCUGCAAAAAUGGUGGUGAAACUCUCCGAAAUAGUAAGCUUAGCGAAACAAGCUCAGGUGGAUGUUAAAUUUCAGUUGCCAAUUUGAUCUGAGGAAUGUACAUGUUUUCUGAAAUACUGUUUUGUUUCUGUACCCGAGAUAUUUUUGGUUUUUUUGUGUGUGGAGGUGUUGAUUAACAGGCGCACAAACAGAAGUAUCUGGUCUGUAAUGUUAACAUUCGGAAUGGUCAGAAUUCUUGUAAAAGCGUGUAUUGCUGAUAUUUAGUCCUUCUUAGUUGUUGUUCUUCAAGCCUCCAGCUUCAGCUGCAGAAUGUCACUUAUAAUAUACUUCUGUGUUGUCCAAAGUAAAGCUUCUGGUUGAAAAAUAAUUAUUCUGAAUAAAUUCUGAAGUUUCUUUACUUGUAAAUUUGUAUUAGCCUUGGUUAAAAGUAAAUAUAACUAGACUAUUUAGUUGUCCAUGUGGAGAAAUGUAUUGAAACGGUAUUUUAUAUUGGAGACAGUUGUACUUAGCAGUGUAAUGGACAUGAGCAAACCAAUCAUUAUUUAUGAACAGGUGCAUUUGAACUUGAUCAGAAACAUUUUUAGAAAUACUUCCUUGAAGUGGCUGGUAACUCUUCUGGACAACGUGUUUAAUCACUACAAAAUAUACUGUAGCACUUAGAUUUUCACGAUUUUCAGUCCUUACAGAAAACGCAUCAUGUAGUUUUAUAUAUGAACAAGCAUUUACCAAAUGUCAAGGAGACAGAAUACAUAGAGAAUUAAAAUGUCUAUUGUACAUCACUAAUAAAAUUGUACAUUAAUAAAAUGUCUCCCAAAACUU
Apaloderma vittatum (bar-tailed trogon) is the source of this 2034-nucleotide messenger RNA. It is a transcript of the gene SUCLA2, whose product is annotated as succinate-CoA ligase, ADP-forming, beta subunit. Gene Ontology annotation, biological process: succinyl-CoA metabolic process; tricarboxylic acid cycle. Gene Ontology annotation, cellular component: mitochondrion; succinate-CoA ligase complex. The record is from RefSeq and is a predicted model, not a curated record. The coding region runs from base 91 to 1302 and encodes 403 amino acids. The transcript is spliced from 10 exons. NCBI's taxonomy places the organism in Eukaryota, Metazoa, Chordata, Aves, Trogoniformes, Trogonidae. Gene Ontology annotation, molecular function: ATP binding; succinate-CoA ligase (ADP-forming) activity.